UACUGGAGACAGAGUUGAGCUUUGAGCAUCAUGAUGGCCUCCAGAAUGUUGCUCUUUCUUAAGCUGCUCCUGCUGACCUCCCUGGUCUCGGCGUCUCAUCACUGGGGAGGAACCAUGAACUUCGCCUACAAAGGAAGGAAUCCUGAUGGAUCAUAUAAGAUGUCCCUCCGAACCAGAGAUACUUAUGAUUCUUGUUCUAACUUCCAUUACUGGUACUGUUAUGGUGGGAACUGUGGCUCAGCCAUCACUCGAACCACAAAUCAAAUUGACACAAGCACCAACACACCAUCCUAUGAAAGCCGAUGGUGCGAAACCGAAACUGUUGAGACAUGGAGACUCCCUACUGACAAACCAGUAAACAUCAGAACAGCCAGCUGCUGUUGGAUCUCAACCCGUAACUCAGUUAGUAACUGGAGGUUUGAUUCUCUUGUGGAUUUGGGAACAAGAUCUGACACGAGAGAACCAAAUAAAUCACCUGAUAUUGCCAUUGUUCCCUUCCUGAGAGUCCCUCAGAACUGCCCCAGAACAUACAAGCUGGCAGCCUUUGACCCUGAUGGUGACAGGGUCCGCUGCAGGUAUGGGAAUUUACACAAUUACGAGUGUGACAAUUGCCAUCUCCCUUCAGGCUUCCAGCUCGAUCAGGAUUCUUGCACAUUACGGUACCAGUACACCUCUUCAGACUCUAGAAUAUUCGGUAUGGAGAUGGUGGUGGAAGAUUUCCCACGUAGGACAGUUGAUUUGUCCUAUUCAGAUGGAUCGCGUGUUCGCAAGCAUCCACUGCCUUCAAGGAGAAAGAGAUCAGCUACAACCACUGCUCCAAUAACCACUCCAUGGUGGUGGUGGACAACAACACCUGCACCCGCUACUCCAAACAUCAACUCAUGGUCGUCUUGGAUAACACCUGCAACCCCUACUACAAUCAUCAGCUCAUGGUGGCCGUGGGGAACACCGGCAGCCACAACUACUACAACAGCACCUACAACUACUGCUGCUCAAACAACCACCCAUCCAUGGUGGUGGUGGACAACAACAACACCAACGACUACAGCUGCUCCAACAACAACCCAUCCAUGGUGGUGGUGGACAACAGCAAUACCCACAACUACAGCUGCUCCAACAACCACCCCGUGGUGGUGGUGGUCAACAACAACUACACCCCGUGCUACAACCAACUGGUGGUGGACAACAACUGCACCUACCACGACACCCCACAUAGCAAGUGUGAGCAGUACCCCCCUUAGCAAGCUGCCUCUACAGUUCUCUUUUCUAGUGGACCCACCUGUUGCUACCUGUCAGGCGGGACUCUACCUGCCUCUACUAGUGGCUCCAACACCUGCAGAUGGACAACGUGUUACGGCAGAGGUCAACAAAGAGAUAGAGAUCAGAGUCAAAGCCCAGGCUGCAUAUUCAAUAGUCCAGAACAUCAUCUUCAGCGGCCCAUCAAAUGUUACCAAGCACAGGGUCGUUAACAAUGAGUUUGUGAUCAGGUGGACACCAGUGGAAGAUGACCUGGGAGAACAUUAUCCAAUCUGCUUUGCCGUAGAAGCAGCAGGCGGGGGCCGAUUUUAUCACUCUGAGAUGCGGUGUGUUCUGGUGGAAAUCCGCAAGCAUCAAAUUGAAGCCACAGUGACCUGCACUGACACCACAAUGAAGGUUGAGGUUGAAAAAGCCUCUUUCUAUGGAUUUCAAGAGGAUCAUCUUCGUCUCAGUGACCCCGGACCCACCAUGUGCAAUCUUAAUAGGUUGUCCAACAGCAGCCACAUAGUCGCCAUCGUUCCUCUCAAUGGCUGCGGUACUCAGAUCGAGGAAGAUGAUGAUUACCUCAUUUUCAAGAAUGAGAUCACAACAGUGGAUGACGCUCCCACUGCAGUGAUCACCAGGAAGCAUCUGUUGGAGGCACGGUUUGAGUGCCAGUACCCCAAACGGGGCAAUGUGACCCUGAGCUUCUCAGCACACAGAGACAGCAUCACAUUGUAUGAGAAAGGUAUGGGCACGUUCACCUACCAGUUUGAGUUCUACCAGAAUGACCAGUUCGGAGCCAUGUUCAGCCCAAAUUCAUACCCGCUGGAGUUUGACGUCGGAGAAAGGAUCUACAUGCAGCUUAAUGCCAGCUCCACUGUCAACAACACUGAGAUGUUUGUAGAAUCCUGCAGAGCUGCACCGUAUGACAACCCCAACUAUCACACAUCAUACUCCAUCAUUGACAACGGGUGCAAUGUUGAUCCGACUGUGCAGACAUACUCCGCACCCGAUGACAAAGUGUUCAGGUUCAGCAUGGAGGCCUUUAAGUUUAUCGGAUUAUACGAUCAGGUGUACAUCAGCUGCACAGUCAUGAUGUGUGAGGCAGGAAACCCCAACACCAGGUGCUCUCAGGGAUGCAUGAACUCCACAGGGUUCAACCAUUUUGGCCGCGCUAAGAGAGAGGCUGCAGUCCAGAGCGGAAAGCACUUAGUUUCUCAGGGUCCUCUGCGUCUGAAGCGUGAAGCAGACCCCAGAGGAGGCUCCGCACUAAAUCUCAACCUGAACCUGGUGUUUGUUGCUGGAUGCCUUCUUGUUGCUGUCGGGAUGGUCUGUGGCGUCCUCAUCUACAAAACCAAAACCUCCAGGGCCAAAUACCAACCUCUGCCCUCAUAUGAAAACUAAACCACAUGCGUCUGCGGGUUAUUUUAAAGUGGGAAGUUUUUUAACUAAUAAAGUCUUUUAACAUCCUUUAAAGAAGCAAACAGCUGCACUCAUUUAACAUCCAGUUGUGUUGAUGCUAAAGAUGAAAAACCAGCUGAAAAUACAACUAGAAGAUCUUAACUUUGCACUGCAGUUGCUGAGUUUAUUGUUCUGCCUUGACGAUUUGUUUUCUCCUGUUUUAUUUUCCUUUUAUCCUAUAAAGAUGGAUAAAAUGCUUGUUUCUAUUGUGUUAUAAUCAACCACUUCUGAACUAAUGUAUCUUAAUCUGUUAUAUAAAUUUUUGAUAUAGGGGCCAAUUUUUGGAAGAAGGUUUAUUUUUCCUUUUUCAAUUUCUUUUUGUGUUUAAAGCUGCACUUAAAUGGUUUAUUAAAA
Molecule: messenger RNA, 3054 nt
Organism: Cyprinodon variegatus (sheepshead minnow)
Lineage: Eukaryota; Metazoa; Chordata; Actinopteri; Cyprinodontiformes; Cyprinodontidae
Exons: 14
Coding region: 31-2643 (870 amino acids)
Source: RefSeq, a predicted model, not a curated record